Molecule: messenger RNA, 4094 nt
Organism: Vespula pensylvanica (western yellowjacket)
Lineage: Eukaryota; Metazoa; Arthropoda; Insecta; Hymenoptera; Vespidae
Gene: MEP-1
Exons: 9
Coding region: 463-3900 (1145 amino acids)
Biological process (GO): regulation of gene expression
Cellular component (GO): nucleus
Source: RefSeq, a predicted model, not a curated record
GUGUAUGUGAUGGACGGAUGAGAAGGGUGGGGAAGAGGGAGGGGGUUAAGUAAAAAAAAGAAAGAAAGAAAGAAAGGAAAAAAAACUAAACUAGUUUAGUCAAUCGAAGUAGACGAGGACAGAAAAAAAAGAAAGAAAGAAAAAGAAAAUGUUACGUUAUGACGAUAAAUCGGUGUAGGAGUUCAAUGGUGGUCAGGUGCGUAUUUAUUAUUGGGUGCGUGACCGAGACAGAGAAAAGUGAGUGAGUGAGUGAGAGAGAGAGAGAGAAACAAAGAAAGAGACAGACAGACAGAGAGACGUAGCCACCGCCACCGCCACCACCGCCGUCGUCGCUGCCGUUGCUUCUACCGUCGUCGACGACGACGACGACGACGAUUAGGACGACGACGACGACUAGGACGACAACACUACAGUAAAACGGCGUCGGUGUGUGUUUAACAUCGACUCUACAGUCGUGGCCCCAUGGACGGGACGUUGGAAGAACCUCCUGUUAAGGACUCUUCUCAGAACAAUUCUGACAAAGUGUCAAAAGACAUGGUCAUUCCAAAUGGUGUCAAUGGAAAGUAUAGUACUGAAAAAGAAGAAUAUCCAGAUUCUGACAGUGUCAAAACUUCAUCGAACGAGACUAUUAGUAAACGGAUAGAAGAAGGGGAAGGGGAAGGGGAAGGGGAUGGGGAUGGGGAUGGGGAUGGGGAUGGGGAUGGGGAAGAGGAAGAAGAUGAAGAUGAGGACGAAGAGGAAGAUGUUAUGGAAAGAAGACACUUUGAGCACGAAGAAAGGGGUAUACAAUCGGAAGAUAGUGAGCAAAAUGAAUCGAGAAAGAAUAGGAGUAAGGGGGGUUGCUUAUACGAGUCAAGAAAUGACUCCAUAGUUUCAGAAUCUUCCGAUGGUGUCAGUGAGAUGAACGAUACUAGUGAAGUGUCUAGAAAUGAAGAUAAGUGUAGAAACACAUCUCGUGAAGCUAUGGAUGUUGAUGAACAGAGUAAUAACUCUGACGUAGAAUGUUUGGAUGAAAGUAUCACAAGAGUACGAAUGGAUAAUGACGAUGUGUUCACUUUAAAAAAAUCUAACAUAAACGAGGAUAAAGAUUUGUCAUGUAGUAGUAAUGUUCAAGAAUCUAAUGAUUCUGCUGAAAUUGUGGAAAGCAGUAUGGAUACAUCGGAUGUGAAAAUAUGCGAAGAAAAUGGUAGCUGCGAUAGUCCAGAAAUAGAGGAGAUAACGGAUAGUGCAAAGAAUAAUAAUGGUCUUAACACGACUCAAGAACGUACUAUAAAAGAUCCCACUAAACAAAAAAAACAGAGAAAACAAAUAGAUCUUAGUAGUAUUACACCUAGAAGAAGUUCUCGUAAUAUUAAAAGAACAAGUUAUAUUGAAAGAGAAGUUGAAGAAGAAGCAGAAGAUGAUGGUUCUGAUAUAGAGGAAAUUAAACCUGAAGAUCCACUAGCUGGGAUAGAUAGUAAAGAUAAAGAGAAUUCUAAACUAAAGUCACCGUCGAAAAAUAGUAAAACCACUAUUGUGGUCAAUGAUACUAAACGCUUAGUAGAAAUUGCUGCUGGAAGUAAGUCCGUCAAAGGUGGCAAGAAAGAACCUACGUUAGUUAUAAUAGACACAAACUCCAUACUUUCAGGCCGCGGUGGCCUUCCUGUUGGUAACAAUAAGCCACAUCAUACGGUUUCUAAUACCAGUUCUUUCUCAGUUGUACCAAUGAAUAUGACUACACAAACGAUGUAUCCAAAUAUGAGAACAACUAUUACACCUGUACCCAUGACAUCUAAAACUGCACAAUUAAGUCCUAAACCAAGUAGCAUGACUACAGUGACUCCUCCAAUGCCACCGAUACUACCAACUUUAACUGAUGACAUGUUUGUCGUGGAAGCACCAUCAUUUAUAGUACCUUAUGUAUAUGAAAAACCUCCAUUAAAACCAUUGAAAGAAUUUGUUUCUAAAUUAGAAAAAAGCAUAGAAGAAAAACAAAAGGAAGAGAUAUUAAAAAAGAUGACAGAAGAUAAAGAUAAUCAAGAUAUUAAUGAAGAUUCAAUGGACAUGAAUAAAAAAGUAGAUAGCAGAAAUCAAGAAAGUGAAAAUGAUGGAAGUUUGAGGUCUAAAAAGGAUGGAGAUGAUAGUGGAGGUGAUAUAAUAGAUGCAAUGGAAUCAGGUAUUUCAAAUAUAAGUGACAAACAUGAUAUCAGGCAAGAUGAUAGGAAUAAAGUAGUAACUUACUUUGAUUUACCAUUGGGAAAAUUUUUUAUGCAAAUUGGAGUAAAUCUUGUUCAAGAAUAUGUGCAAACUGAUCUAUUACGGACUCAAAAACGUAAACAGGGCAAAGGUAGCACAUCUGCGGAGACACAAUUAGCUAUAAAUUCACUCAUCAAGAAUUUAGAAUUUAGUAAGGAAAAUAAUGAACCAUUCCACUUAGAAAUGAAAAAAUGUGAAUUCUGUAGUUUUAAAACGGAGUCUACAUUAGUAAUGCAGCAUCACUUAGAAACUCCUCAUAUGCGCAAUUAUGUCUACAAAUGUAAUUUUUGUCCAAUGGAAGUUCGUAGUCCUCAUGAUAUAUUAUUCCAUAUGGAAGCAGAACAUAAUACUCGUGGACGAUUGGAACGUGGUCCAGCUUUUCAUCAAUGUCCAAAUUGUCCAUUUGAAGAUAACCAAAAAGGCAAACUUACACGGCACAUUCUUGCUUGCUCUAAAAAAUUUAGACCAGAACGGAAUUUGGAACCUGCCGCUGAUUGGGAACCACCGGCGAAGAUUCCAAGAUUAAAUCGUGCACGUCCAGUUGGGCCGACUAAUCCUAAUGCUCUCGCUAUGGCUAUGAGUGCCAAAGGUCCACAACCACUUUUACCGAAACUACUUCCAGCACCGAUCACAGGUCGUGGAAGAGGACGCCCACCAAUGCAGCCUAGAUAUUCGGAUAUGAAAGCAUUACGACCUGGUGGUACUACGAUGCGGCAAGAUAAUGUUGCAGGCAUGAUGUAUCGACCAACAUCUUCUGGCCUAUUAGUUCCCGCUUCGUACCAAUUUGGUAGUAAUCAAUUAUUUCAGGUGGUGGGUGGCUCUGGGACUGUCAUGUCGGCUGUCUCGGGAGUGAGUAGCAGUAGCGGCAGCAGUUCCGGUCAACCCACACCCAUUGCACUUGUACCCAACGUAAUCGACUCUCUGUCUAGGUUGUCCUCAUCACAGAACACAACGGCCAGUACAAAAAAUCCUACAGCAAAGUUGUUAAGUCAACCGAGUAUAUCUAUAACUCCAUUACCACGUACAACAUCUCAAACCUCCAUUCCUGGUUCAGGAACAUCAUCAAAAUCUGGAGGGAAAAAUACAUUUGUUAUAUGUGAAAUUUGCGACGGUUAUAUUAAGGAUCUUGAGCAACUAAGAAAUCACAUGCAAUGGAUUCAUAAAGUAAAAAUACAUCCAAAGAUGAUUUAUAAUAGACCUCCAUUGAACUGCCAAAAAUGUCAAUUCCGAUUUUUCACAGAUCAGGGUUUGGAAAGACAUUUGCUUGGAUCUCAUGGACUCGUUACGUCCAGUAUGCAAGAAGCAGCAAAUAGAGGAAAAGAUGCUGGUCGUUGUCCAGCAUGUGGCAGAGUAUACCAAUGGAAAUUAUUAAAUCAUGUUGCACGGGAUCAUGGGAUGACAUUAAAACCCGCGCAUUUAUCGUAUAAAUGUACAGUUUGCACUGCCACAUUUGGGAUGUAUAAACAAUUUGAAAAUCAUGUAUACUCAGCGCAUAGCGUUGUCGCCAAGAGAGUAAUGGAUAAAAAGAAUACACCAUCGUCUCCGUCAUCAAGAUCAAAUGAUUCUCUUUUGAAACCGUUGAAGAUAAAUGACGAAAUAACAAUAAUUCCACAACCAGCAAAACCUACAACUAGAUCUGGCACAUCUCAGGGCAGAAGCAAAUAGCAAUGAUCAGCAGAGUGAUACGUGUGUCCUUGUUUAACAGAAUUUCACGUAACUCUGAGGUGGUACUCCAUAAGCGAUCACUGAAAAUAAUUUACAGUGAUUGAGACGUGCCGUGUACAUGUGUAUGCAUAUAACUAUGCUUAAGAUGCAAUUACCGACACUAAAAAAAAAAAAAAUAAUAAUAAUAAUAAUAA